UUGCUUUGUUUUCGUUUGCUAGACGUAAUUAUUUUCAAUUUAAAUUUUAAGAAAUUUAAAUAAUUUCAUAAAUUUGGUGUAAUAAUCAAUAAAUUUGAAAUGAUACUUCUGUGUUCGCGUUGCAUAAAAGUUUACCCGGUUGCAAUUGUCCGUUGUAAGUGUUUUUCCACCAGCGCGGCCGCAAAACGUCGCGUAGUUAUCACCGGCCUCGGAGUCGUUUCGCCGGUUGGAUGCAGCGUGUCAAAAGCGUGGACCAGUAUCCUUUCGGGAGUGUCUUCCGUUGGACGGCUAACCGAUGCUGCAUACGAGAAACUCCCUUGCCGUGUGGCGGCCCAAAUCAGCCGAGAUGAGCUCGAUGUGGAGAAAGAGUUUGGCAAAAGUGAGUUGAAAACAAUGGCCCGGGCGACCACUUUUGCCCUGAUAGCUGCCAAAGAAGCUCUCGGAAUGGCCCGGUGGACUCCCCCUGAGGAGGACGUUGAAGCUUGUCAGCAAACAGGUGUCGCUAUCGGCAUGGGCAUGGUGGACCUUACGGAUGUCUGCGAAACCAAUGAAGCACUCAAGAAAGGCUAUAACCGGGUAAGUCCGUUCUUUGUUCCUAGAAUCUUGCCAAAUAUGCCCGCCGGCCAGCUAAGCAUCAAGUAUGGCUUUCGAGGGCCCAAUCACUCGGUAUCGACCGCAUGUGCCACGGGAGCACAUUCGAUUGGAGAUGCAUUCAGAUUCGUCCAGCGGGGAGAUGCAGACGUUAUGGUUUGCGGUGGAGCGGAGGCCUGCAUUAGUCCACUGGGAAUUGCCGGAUUUUGCAGACUACGAGCCUUGAGUACGUCGUUCAACGAGGAUCCUCAGCGUUCUUCGCGGCCGUUUGACGAUGCCCGGGAUGGAUUUGUCAUGGGAGAAGGAUCAGCGAUAUUUGUUCUGGAAGAACUGAACCACGCCAAAGCGAGAAACGCCGAAAUCCUCGGGGAAAUUCUUGGCUACGGUCUGUCAGGGGAUGCAUCUCAUUUGACUGCACCUCGCGAAGAUGGAACCGGUGCCAUGUUAGCCAUGGGAAGAGCUCUAAAAGAUGCUAAUCUAAAACCCACGGACAUCGGCUAUAUCAACGCCCAUGCCACUUCGACACCGAUUGGGGAUGCAAUUGAAGCUCGAUCCAUCAGGACUUUGUUCACUGAUAGCUGGAAGCAAUUGGCGGUAUCGUCUACGAAGGGAGCUCACGGCCAUUUACUAGGUGCUGCUGGAAACUUGGAAUCUUUGUUCACAGUUCUAGCGUGUCGUGAGGGAAAGUUGCCCCCCACAAUCAACCUGGAAAAUGUUUCGGCUGAGAUGCAAGGAAUGAACUUUGUGCCAAAUCAUGCUCAGGACUGGUUACCGGUCGAAGGAAAACGGCGAAUUGCAUUGAAGAACUCGUUUGGGUUUGGUGGAACAAAUGCUGCGUUGUGUUUUGCUGAAUAUAAGGAAUGAAAGUAAUGUGAUUAGUUAAAUUUGUUAACUAGUGAUAACGAC
Molecule: messenger RNA, 1497 nt
Organism: Aedes aegypti (yellow fever mosquito)
Lineage: Eukaryota; Metazoa; Arthropoda; Insecta; Diptera; Culicidae
Product: 3-oxoacyl-[acyl-carrier-protein] synthase, mitochondrial
Exons: 1
Coding region: 100-1455 (451 amino acids)
Biological process (GO): fatty acid biosynthetic process
Molecular function (GO): 3-oxoacyl-[acyl-carrier-protein] synthase activity
Source: RefSeq, a predicted model, not a curated record